Rhodotorula graminis WP1 is the source of this 504-nucleotide messenger RNA. RefSeq lists its product as uncharacterized. Gene Ontology annotation, biological process: electron transport chain. The annotation marks the transcript as partial. NCBI's taxonomy places the organism in Eukaryota, Fungi, Basidiomycota, Microbotryomycetes, Sporidiobolales, Sporidiobolaceae. The record is from RefSeq and is a predicted model, not a curated record. The transcript has 5 exons.
AUGCUCUCUGUUCGCCUGCCUGCUGUCCGCGCCACUGCGCGCACUUUCGCCACCUCGGCUCGCGCCGGCACCAACAUCCCCGUCCGCGCCGUCGAGGCAGAGGGCCGCGCCCAGGUCCCCGCCGAGCGGCCACAGGGCGCCAUCACCCAGGCCGGCGUCGUCAGUGGUGCUCCCGACGAGAUGCACCGCCGCCCCGUUCGCAUCUACCGUCCCGCGCCGCCCUCGACCUCGUCCGCAAAGACGACCUCGCACCACUGGCGCAUCGACUGGGACAUCCUCCAGGGCGCCGGCCGCUGGGAGAACCCGCUCAUGGGCUGGGCUAGCUCCGGCGACUACGUCCAGGGCACCCACCUCAAGUUCAACACGGAGGAGGACGCCGUCCACUUUGCCGAGAAGCAGGGCUGGGAGUACUACGUCCAGCGGCCCAACGUGCAGAAGUUUGUCCCCAAGAGCUACGCCAACAACUACGACUACACGUCGAAGCCGCUGCGCAUCCACCACACG